Molecule: messenger RNA, 1281 nt
Organism: Camelina sativa (false flax)
Lineage: Eukaryota; Viridiplantae; Streptophyta; Magnoliopsida; Brassicales; Brassicaceae
Source: RefSeq, a predicted model, not a curated record
AUGCGAAAAGAGGCUCAAGUCACAAAGCAAGGGAAGUAUGACUCUGCACCUGCUGAAACUGCCGCCGGGGACAAGGUGAAACCAAAGCCUCAAAAGAAACAAGCCCAUGAGACAUCUGAAGAUGAUACUCAGUCUUCUAAUAGUCCGAAAGCAGACGAUGGAAAACCUCGUAAAGUUGGUGCACUUCCAAAUUAUGGCUUCAGUUUCAAAUGCGACCAACGAGCUGAAAAGAGAAGAGAGUUCUAUGUCAAGCUUGAAGAGAAGACUCANACUGAGUGUUUACAUUCCCGGCCUCUUCUAAUAAAAUCCUUGCUUUUCUCGCAGGAAACACAAGAAGCUGAGCUUAGGAUGCUAAGGAAGAGCUUGAACUUCAAAGCCACACCCAUGCCUAGCUUUUAUCAAGAACCUCAGCCGCCUAAAACAGAGUUAAAGAAGAUACCACCAACGAGAGCCAAAUCUCCAAAACUUGGGAGAAAGAAGACUGCUUCUGGAGCGGAUUGUGAAGAAACUCAAACUCCUCGCAUUGGUAGGCUAAGCCUAGAUGAGAGAGCUUCUAAAGAUAACUCAGCUGCUAAGGGAAUUAUGCCAACAGUUGAGCUCAAGAAACAACCAGUGCGUAAGUCACUUCCAAGAUUGCCAUCUCAGAAAACAGCUCUUCCCGAUGGAAAACCCGCCCCAGCAAAAGCUGCCACAACCUCAGCGAAGGUGAAACCUGAAAAAAAGAAAGUUGAAAAAGAUGCAGAAACGGUAAACCAGUCUUCACAUCCUGUAGAAGAGGAAGCACAAGUGACUGUAUCAUCCAAUGCUGAUGCAGAAGAUUCACAUGAGAUUGUAUCUCCAAGGAUGAAUGAAGACAGAGCCGACAAGUCCAUUGAGGUAUCUGAAGCGGUUACUGUUGAGCAUUGAAAACUCUGCGGUACGAUCAUUACUCUCAAGACUCAUCAUAUCUCUUUGCAUUAAUUAAGGAGGACAAAGGAGAAAAAGAAACCGUAUUAUAUUUAUAUAAAUAUAUAUCUUCAGCCUAAACUUCUAUGAGAAGAGAUGGGUAAAGGAGUGAAAAAGAAUCAUAUAGGUUUGGUCCUAAAGGUUGCUGCUUUUAUAUAUUCCUAUGUUUGAUGGUAAUGUUUUUAAUCUUUCUAAGUUGUUUUUUUGAUGUCAAGAUCUUCUUUUUCUUUUUCUUUUUGAUGCUUUGAUUACUAAAAGGUGAAUAUUCAGGAGAUUCUGCGUUUCGUUCUGUCUGUGUAUUCUUUCUUUAUCUUCUUCUUUUUCUCAUUUUUGUUA